UCAAUACGUGGAAGACAUUCAUCGAAAUCGGGAGACGUCGAGCGGUUUCCCAUUAGAAUUUAUUUAGUUUAAGACAUAAAGGUCGCAAAGGAGUUAGUAAAAUGGUCACAAAAUACGUUAUUGCCCUUUUCGCCCUCUGCUCUAUGAGCGGAGCUUUAGCCCAAAGCUGCCAAAACCCUCAGGUAGAAGCAGCUUCAUUCACAAGUUUAGAUGCUACGGUGGUAACACAAAUUGCGUACAUCACGGAGUUUACGCUAAAGUGUGAUAAUCCUUUGCCCCCAAACUACGCAUUGUACGCGGAGGUUGAGGGAAAACCGCUGACUGCUGCCCGCAUCGGAGAGAACAAAUAUCAGGUGUCAUGGACUGAAGAGCCGGCUCGCGCCCGCUCGGGCACGCACGAGGUCCGCAUCCUGGACGAGGAGGGCUGGGCCUCCCUGCGCCGCGCGCGCCGCGCCGACCCCGCCGCCACCGUGCCUCCGCUACUCGCUGUUCAGCUGACCCACCCCGGCAGUUACUCUGGUCCCUGGGUGAACUCCGAGGUGCUUGCUACCGCCAUGUCGGUGUUGGUGGCCUACACAGCUCUGCGCAACAAGAGCCGAAUUCUCGCUUAAAUGUUAUUUAUUUUUAAUAUUUAAUAAAUCUUUCUAAUUUAAA
This is a messenger RNA of Leguminivora glycinivorella, 654 nucleotides long. RefSeq names its product translocon-associated protein subunit delta (gene Tapdelta). Gene Ontology annotation, cellular component: endoplasmic reticulum; membrane; endomembrane system. The transcript has 3 exons. The record is from RefSeq and is a predicted model, not a curated record. Lineage: Eukaryota; Metazoa; Arthropoda; Insecta; Lepidoptera; Tortricidae. The coding region runs from base 102 to 611 and encodes 169 amino acids.